AUGGAAGUUGAGAAUCACAUAAGUCUCCAAAAGUCGAUUUCAAUGAUAAACUCAGACCAAAACAUAGCCAAGGAUUACUUACCUGAGAUGGAGAAAGAACUUUAUUUCAAAGGUUUAGUCUUUUACAUUUUCGGGCACAACAAAGACCUCUUAAUGGAACAUAUUAUAUCAAAAAAGCCUGAGUACCUUUCUUUAAUUAAUAGUUUGGGAGAGACACCACUGUUUGUAGCCGUUUCGAGUCUCAGCGUAUUAGUCCAGAAAAUAGUUGAUAAAGUUGGGGUGAACACAAAGACAACAGAAGGAAACAAUAUUUUGCACUACGUCUGCAAAUAUCCGGUCCCUCGAAGACUUUUAGUCAUCACUUCGCUCAUCAAAACAAACGCAUUUUUACUAGAAGACAAAAACAAUGUAGGGGAGACUCCUUUGCACGUUGCAGCGAGAAGUGGGGACUUAGAAUUAGUCUUGUUACUUAUGAAAUAUGGUGCAAACAAGUCUGUUGAGAGUUUGAAUGGACUGACCCCUGCUUCCUGUGCAUUAGAGUCUGGUAAUAGUGACAUCUAUGAAAUUCUUAAUGAUCGUGAUGACAUUGCGAUAGAGGUGGGUGAAGUCUCUCCGACACUAAAAGAUGGAGGGAAGAAGCUUACAUUGAAAGAACGUUACGAAGAAGCCAAAAAGAGGACUAUAGAACAGAAGUUGAGUAUUGAGAAGAAGCUUGAAGAGUGGAGAUAUCACCGCACAACAGAAAGUACUAAAGAGAAGAAAGAGAAGAAGAACACAAGUCUUCAAGCCAUCUUCCAACAAAUUGAUGAGGUGACUAUGAACAAAGAAAUGAAUGACUUACUUCAAGAGAAACCAUAUGAUCCAAGCAAGAUGUAUCACGUGUUUAGUGUCGACGGAGGGGGAAUCAAAGGUGUCUUAGAGUCGAUUAUCAUCGCUCGUAUUUUGGCGCAAAACAAAGACUUUCUGAAGAGUAUCGACUUACUCUGUGGAUGCUCUGUAGGGUCCAUUUUAGUGUCAUUUCUGGCUGUGGGAUAUGCUCCAGAGACGUGUGCGGAUCUGUUACAAAUCAUCUCUGAGAAUGUUUUUGUACGAUCCAAAAUCAAUGUGACUGAAUGUAAAUACAAAACAAGUGUGUUAAAAGCCAUAUUGGAAUACACACUUGGUGAAACCAAAAUCAAAGACAUUAAGAGACACUUCUUGGUCGAUUCUUUUAGAAUAGACUCUACCUCGGAAAAUCGAGAGUGCGAGGCAGUUUGCUUCACUAACUUACAAAAAGGAUAUGAAGAAGAGAGGCUGAGUGACAUUUGCUUGAGGUCAUCGGCUGCACCAACGUAUUUUGAACCAUACCAAAUGUACGUGGAUGGGGGUAUGCUGAAUAACACCCCUGUUGGACUGUCUUGGGGGUAUUUAUUUGGCAUCAAUGGGCUUAAUUUGGACCCCAAAAGAGUGUCGUGCUUCUCACUGUCUGCUGGUAAGCCGGACCCAUAUUACAUUGAUUCGACCAAAAUAGGGAAGGGAGGUGUAAUGCAAUGGGCUGUCAAAAUCAGUGACACAUUCUUUUAUUCGAUAAGGAGUUGGACAGUGAAAGAGGGCGAUUUGUAUCUUGGGGACAGGUGGUUACGGUUUGACCCGCCACUUGGGUGUGUCAUCGACUUAGAUGACAUUGAAAAGAUGCCGAAGAUACGUGAAAUAGCGGAGACUGUAGACAUCACCGUAGUGAAUGAAUGGGUACAAAAGCACUGGCUGAACUAA
Entamoeba invadens IP1 is the source of this 1752-nucleotide messenger RNA. RefSeq lists its product as hypothetical. Gene Ontology annotation, molecular function: protein binding. The record is from RefSeq and is a predicted model, not a curated record. The transcript is spliced from 2 exons. Gene Ontology annotation, biological process: lipid metabolic process. Lineage: Eukaryota; Evosea; Mastigamoebida; Endamoebidae. Bases 1 to 1752 code for a protein of 583 amino acids.